GGAGGACGCGAUGUCGUGACCGCGUCUCCCCCAUCUGCUCUGCUUUUGGCGACGGCGUCCCGUCGGCCUUUCGGCCAGGAUGCAGCAGCCGCGUCUCUGGGCCUCGACCCCCAGGGCCGGCCGGACCCGGGACCUCCGAGGAGAGCAGCGAGAACCGGGCCGGAUUCCCUGAGGCGCCCGAGUGCGGUGCGGGCAGCCCUCCCCGCCGCCUGCCAGGCCGCCGCCUGGGGACCUCAGGACGAGGCUGUGGCUGUCCCCACGUCCCGUCCCCCGCGCCUCUUCCCGCAUCUGGUCCCACGGUGGAGGCGCGGGACAAGGGUCUCACGCGCGUGUCCACGGUCGGGGGGCGUCCUUGGACGCGCGGGUCCUCUCCCACGGGUCUCCACCCCCUGCCCUCCGGCGACAGGAGCCGGCCUGGGACGCGCGCGCUGCGGCCAAGUCCUGGUUUUGAUUUCACUCCCAGCCCCGAGAAGCGAGGAGGUUCCAAGCCCACAAACAGGAAGAAGAGAAGGCCCUGGAGUGCGGGCAGAGGGAGUGUCAUUCCCAGCAGCGCAGCGCGGGCCGGCCCGGGCCGGGGAGGGAGCAGCAGCGCGGGCACCCUCCUGCAACGCGGGCUGGGGGUCCCCAGGGCUGGGGAGGGGGCCCCGAGGAGGAGCAGAGAGAGGGCGCGCCCCGGGAAGGCUCGGGGCGGCUCCGGGGGGCUCCCAGGGCGCCCCCGCCCCUUCCCCCGCAGCCCCGGGGCGCCCCCGCGGUGCCGGAGCCGGGGCGGGGCGUGCACGUCAGCCGGGGCUAGAAAAGGCGGCGGGGCUGGGCCCAGCGAGGUGACAGCCGCGCUUGGACGCAGAGCCCGGCCCGACGCUGCCAUGAGCGCCGCGCUCUUCAGCCUGGACGGCCCGGCGCGCGGCGCGCCCUGGCCUGCGGAGCCUGCGCCCUUUUACGAACCAGGCCGAUCGGGCAAGCCGGGCCGCGGAGCCGAGCCGGGAGCCCUAGGCGAGCCAGGCGCCGCCGCCCCCGCCAUGUACGACGACGAGAGCGCCAUCGACUUCAGCGCCUACAUCGACUCCAUGGCCGCCGUGCCCACCCUGGAGCUGUGCCACGACGAGCUUUUCGCGGACCUCUUCAACAGCAAUCACAAGGCGGGUGGCGCGGGUCCCCUGGAGCUUCUUCCCGGCGGCCCCGCGCGCCCCUUGGGCCCGGGCCCUGCUGCUCCGCGCCCGCUCAAGCGCGAGCCCGACUGGGGCGACGGCGACGCGCACGGUUCGCUGUUGCCCGCGCAGGUGGCCGCGUGCGCACAGACCGUGGUGAGCCUGGCGGCCGCAGGGCAGCCCACCCCGCCCACGUCGCCGGAGCCGCCGCGCAGCAGCCCCGGGCCGACCCCCGCGUCCGGCCCCGCCAGGGAGAAGAGUGCCAGCAAGAGGGGCCCGGACCGCGGCAGCCCCGAGUACCGGCAGCGGCGCGAGCGCAACAACAUCGCCGUGCGCAAGAGCCGCGACAAGGCCAAGCGGCGCAACCAGGAGAUGCAGCAGAAGCUGGUGGAGCUGUCGGCCGAGAACGAGAAGUUGCACCAACGCGUGGAGCAGCUCACGCGGGACCUGGCCGGCCUCCGGCAGUUCUUCAAGCAGCUGCCCAGCCCGCCCUUCCUGCCGGCCGCCGGGACAGCAGACCGCCGGUAACGCGCGGCCGGGGCGGGAGAGACUCACCAACGACCCAUACCUCAGACCCGACGGCCCAGAGCGGAGCGCGCCCUGCCCCGGCGCAGCCAGAGCCGCCGGGUGCCCGCUGCAGUUUCUUGGGACAUAGGAGCGCAAAGAAGCUACAGCCUGGACGUACCACCACUGAACUGCGAGAGAAGCUAAACGUGUUUAUUUUCCCUUAAAUUAUUUUUGUAAUGGUAGCUUUUUCUACAUCUUACUCCUGUUGAUGCAGCUAAGGUACAUUUGUAAAAAGAAAAAAAAAACAAGACUUUUCAGACCCUUUGUAUUGUAGAUAAGAGGAAAAGACUGAGCAUGCUCACUUUUUUAUAUUAAUUUUUACAGUAUUCGUAAGAAUAAAGCAGCAUUUGAAAUCGCA
Nomascus leucogenys (northern white-cheeked gibbon) is the source of this 2070-nucleotide messenger RNA. It is a transcript of the gene CEBPD, whose product is annotated as CCAAT enhancer binding protein delta. Lineage: Eukaryota; Metazoa; Chordata; Mammalia; Primates; Hylobatidae. The record is from RefSeq and is a predicted model, not a curated record. Gene Ontology annotation, biological process: regulation of transcription by RNA polymerase II; regulation of cell differentiation; DNA-templated transcription. Gene Ontology annotation, molecular function: DNA-binding transcription factor activity, RNA polymerase II-specific; RNA polymerase II cis-regulatory region sequence-specific DNA binding.